Molecule: messenger RNA, 1092 nt
Organism: Spirometra erinaceieuropaei
Lineage: Eukaryota; Metazoa; Platyhelminthes; Cestoda; Diphyllobothriidea; Diphyllobothriidae
Source: the annotation of a GenBank genome assembly
AUGGGUGAGAUCGGUACAGAUCUGCUCCUGAAGAGGGUGAGUGAACAAGCCCGCGAACAGAGAAUGGUACGCGACGCAGCACUGGAGAACAAAUUCCGAAAGAUGCCCAAUCCAAUGUCUCCCAGAAAAGACAAGCUGGUGCACAAUCUGUUGUCAAAGGAGCUGAUGAAGGAUCAGAUGCAGGUUUUACGGCACGAAGCUUCAUUUAACACGGCUGACGCCAAACCUGUUAACAUGAUUGCAGCAGUGGAAUCAAUCCUCAGUCAGACGGAGGCAACGGAGGAGACCAAGAGCCUCAUUCGACACCAAGUGUCGUCUCUCCUAAUGGCCCACAGGCCGCGGGAAGUGCUUUCCAAGGUCGAACGUGAUGCGCUUAGAGAACUCAAGACGGACAAAGACUUGGUCAUCGUGCCAGCGGACAAGGAACGCUCCACGAUUGGGCUAGACAGGACAGACCAUCUUCAAAAAGCCAAAGGUUUACUGCAGGACCGACAGUUCCAUGUCCCAUGUGCAACGAACCCUGUAAAAGCGCUGACACGCGAAAUUAAUGCUACGUUGUUGGCCUUGGAGAACUCAGGUGCAGUAACACCGACCGACGGACGCAUGGCGAGACCCCAGGAUACGGCUUUGGCCCGAUUCUAUGGCCUCCCUAAGGUGCACAAAGACGGCGCUCCUCUCCGACCCAUCGUGUCGCUCAAAAGGACUCCAACGUACGGACUGGUUAAGUGGCUGUUCCGGUGUCUCAAGUUUCUGACUGCUGAGUCAGACACCACGGUCUCUUCGUCAGCACAAUUCCUGGAGGAACUCAAAGGGGUAAGCCUCCAUCCAAAUGAGGUCAUGGUAUCUAUUGAUAUUACAUCUGUUUUUACUUCUGUUCCCCAGGACCUGGCGAACGAGACAAUCGAGCUGCUUCUAAAAAGCAAAUACGAUGAAACGGAUAAUCGCCUUGGACACACCCAAGUCCUUCAGCUCCUGAAGCUCUGGCUCAGGACGUACUUGACGUUCGACGGGACAAUCUGCGAGCAGGUGAAGGUCACACCACUGGGUUCGCCGAUUUCCGGAUUCAUCGCCGAGGCCGUCCUACAACGGUAA